GGACGGGUCACUGGGCAAGGACCGGGUUCCUGCUUGAAGGAUGAAGACUUGUCUUUAAGGAUGACACCUGAUCUCUUCUUGACUCUAGGCCUACAGUACCCCUCUUCCUUUGGCCCUGUCUCUCUUGCUGCGUACCCCGUGUCCCUACUUCCCCUCUGAGGUCUGUCCUCAUUCUAGAAGUUCCCAGGACAGAGACUUAGGCAAAAAUGGUCAGUGUUCCCCCUUGAGUAGUGUCAGUGUUUCCCUGUUCUCAAGCCCAUUCAACGAUCACCCUCUUGCUUUCUCAACCUUUUCCUUCACCCAAGGGACCCUCUUCCUCUCCAGCCCACCCCCAAACUCCUUUGUGUUGGUUUUCUGGUCAUUUCUCCCUGUCCCAUCUGGCCCCCACCCCCACCAUCCUCCCAGCUAUCCCAGCACCCUCCUUCCUAAUCUUGGGAGGCAUCUCUGGCUGAACUGGAGAAUUCCGGGAUCUAGGCCAUACUCCUAGCAGACAGCCCCAUCCUUGGGAGGAGGAACAGGAGAGAGCCUGAGGAAGAACUGGGGGGUGGGGGGUGGGAACAAGGUCAAGCCAAGAGGCCCCUGAGGACAGAGACUGUAGGGAAACUGGAACUGAGGGGAAAGCAAAGUAGUGAGAGCCAGGGUCAAAGAAAGGGGGUAGCGGGGUGGCAGCAGGGAAGUACUUGCAGGGGAGGCUUAGCAGCUGUCUUUCCUAAGACAGGGACACAUGGGCCUGAUUAUUCCUCUUGUCAUAUGUGGAGUGGUAAGAGAUGGAAGAGGGCAAAAGGCAGGGCAAGCGCAGGGCAUGGGCACAGAGGUAAGGGAGUUUAUUUGUGCAAGCCCUUGGGCCCCAGCAGAAGAGCACCUGGACCCAGCCUUAACCCAGCACACACCCCUCACCCUCCAAUCCCUUCAAACUGUUCACACCUUUUCUCCAUACCAUGACCCCUAACAAGAUCAUUCUCCAAUAUAGGCAAUACCCAGAUUCCAUUUGGGAAAGCGUAAUUACAAGACUCCCUAGGGAGUUGUAGGAGAAACCUGGAUCUUGGCAGCUGGUGUGGUAAUCAAAGAGAAGAAAUUUGGAUAGCUAGGAACUGAAAACCUCAUCAAUCUGAAGCAAGACUUACAUGACUUUUCCCCCAGGACAAACAUGUCCUGCCAGAUAUCUCCUGGACAAAACCUCUAUUCCUUUCCCAUCUCUCCCCCAGCCAGGUCCCAGGUUCCCAUCUUCUAGGAAAAGAUGGAUCCUCCUAUGCAAAUCCUCCCUGUUGUGUGUGUGGGUGGAGGAUCUGGGCUCCAUUAGUGGACCAUGGUCCAGGCUGGGGCUCCACGUCCAGCUUGGAUAGGAGAAGUCGUCACUUCCGGGGCCUUCACCAGUGUCUGGUGGCUCUCUUCUCUGAUUGGGCAGAAGUGGCCAGGUCAAGCCUGUGACCCCACUGCAGUGAAGGGGCUGUGCCCCAACGCCACAUGUCUUCCUAUUUCAUCUGCUCCCCAAAGUGCUUGCUGCCUGCUGUGCACCUGGGUCCUUAAGCCCUUCUCCACCCGGAUUCCAAAUCAUCUUCCCUGGCCCACGCGUGCCCCACCCCACUCUGCCCAGAAGUGCAAAGAGCCCAAGCCGCCUCCAUGGCCCCAGGAAGGAUUCAGGGGAGAGGCCCCAUACAGGGAGCCACUCCAGCCAGACACCCCAGCCAGAAUGGAGCUGACUGAAUUGCUCCUUGUGGUCAUGCUUCUCCUUACUGCAAGACUAACUCUGUCCAGCCCGGCUCCUCCUGCCUGUGACCCCCGACUCCUAAAUAAACUGCUUCGUGACUCCCACGUCCUUCACAGCAGACUGAGCCAGUGCCCAGACAUCAAUCCUUUGUCCACCCCUGUCCUGCUACCUGCUGUGGACUUUAGCUUGGGAGAAUGGAAAACACAGACGGAGCAGACGAAGGCACAGGACAUUCUAGGAGCAGUGAGCCUUCUACUGGAGGGAGUGAUGGCAGCACGGGGACAGCUGGGUCCCACCUGCCUCUCAGCCCUCCUGGGACAGCUUUCUGGACAGGUCCGAAUCCUCCUUGGUGCCCUGCAAGGCCUCCUUGGAACCCAGCAUCCUCCACAGGGCAGGACCACAGUUCACAAGGAUCCCAAUGCCAUCUUCCUGAGCUUCCAACAACUGCUCCGAGGAAAGGACUUCUGGAUUGUUGGAGGCGAACUUCAGUGUCUCAGCCAGAACUACUGGCUCUGGACUUCUGAGCAGGCUGCGGGGAUUCAGAGCCAAGAUUCCUGGUCUGCUGAAUCAAACCACCAGGUCCCCAGACCAAAUCCCUGGAUACCUGAACAGGACACACAGACCUUUGAAUGGAACUCAUGGACUCUUUCUUGGAGCCUUACCUGGGACCCUAGAAGCCCCAGACAUUCCACCAGGAACUUUGGGCACAGGCUCCCAGCCACACAACCUCCAGACUAGAUAUUCUCCUUCCCCAACCCAUUCUCCUACUGAUCAGUACACACUCUUCUCCCCUUCACCCACCUUGCCCACCCCCAUGGUCCAGUUCCACCCCCUGCUUCCUGACCCUUCUGCCAACUCUACGAACCCUCUUCUAAUCAGAGCCCACCC
Messenger RNA from Sciurus carolinensis (gray squirrel), 2596 nucleotides. RefSeq names its product thrombopoietin (gene Thpo). Gene Ontology annotation, biological process: cell population proliferation; positive regulation of hematopoietic stem cell proliferation; positive regulation of ERK1 and ERK2 cascade. Lineage: Eukaryota; Metazoa; Chordata; Mammalia; Rodentia; Sciuridae. Gene Ontology annotation, cellular component: extracellular region. Gene Ontology annotation, molecular function: hormone activity; cytokine activity. The record is from RefSeq and is a predicted model, not a curated record.